Messenger RNA from Larimichthys crocea (large yellow croaker), 3677 nucleotides. It is a transcript of the gene egflam, whose product is annotated as EGF-like, fibronectin type III and laminin G domains. The transcript has 25 exons. Gene Ontology annotation, molecular function: calcium ion binding; protein binding. Lineage: Eukaryota; Metazoa; Chordata; Actinopteri; Sciaenidae. The record is from RefSeq and is a predicted model, not a curated record. The coding region runs from base 184 to 3486 and encodes 1100 amino acids.
GCUGCCCUUUCCUCUCGGGCAGUUUCUGCCUGUCUUUGGAUGGCGUCUGCGCCAAAAUUUGGAUAAAAUAACGACUUUUAUCAGAAAAGGGAUUAGUUAUCCUCCAUUCACAGUUACAGUCGCGUUUGAAACGUGUGAUAAAAUGAACAUUUGAGCGUUUUAAACUUUAGACCAGAAGAAGACAUGGAAUCUACAUGUAAAGAAAGGAGUAUUUUAUACUUACUCCUCUUUGCAGUAUGCACAGCCAGCGUUUGCUUUUGUGCAAGAAGAUCAAAUGUUCGGAGAUCUGAUCGUCUGAGUCCUCCACUGGACAUCCAGCUGGAGACAAUCAACUGCACCGCCUUUAGUGUACGAUGGAAGAUGCCCCGGCGACAUGUUAGCACCAUCACUGGAUACAAGGUCUUCUAUACAGAGUUGAAGAAUGGCCGUCCAUUGGGUGCAGCGUCUUUGAUGGAGGUGCCUCUCGGGUUAGACAGUCUGACCACUGGGCAAUUUGAUGGACAAGCAAGUUUUGAUGUGGAUGUUAGUAACCUAAAGGUGAACACUAUAUACAGAGUCAGUGUUGGAGCCUAUGGUUGGGCAGGAGAGGGUAGACCCAGCAUGCCCAGAGACAUUGGCACUGCCUCACAUGAAAUGUGCAUGCCGCCAUCGCCCCCUACUCAGCCUGUUGUCAUGGCUGUAUCUGACACAGAGCUGGCGUUGUCAUGGCAGCGAGGAGAGAGUGAGGGAAGUGCACCUGUCCUUCACUUCCUGGUGGCUUACAUCAGGCCAGAAAUGGACACAGAAUGGACGUAUAUUCGUGAGCCCAUUGAGACUAACUCCAUGGUUUUGAAGGGGUUGUUACCAGAAACAGAGUACCAGUUUGUUGUCAGGGCGGUCAACGUGCAUGGAGCUAGCCCACCCAGUCACAUCAACAACCCUGUGCGCACUCUUGGUGCAUCAGAUGUCGGCAGUGGCGAGUACGGGCGUUACAUCACGGAUUCAAGUAUCAAAGAUGAUGAUGGCUUCGACAUCGAUGACUCAGAUUACGAUAUCUUCAUUGAAGAGUUGAAGCCAUUCCCAGGUAUCAACCAGGACAACCGGAAGUCCCAACUCCGUUCACGUUCUGGUCCGCCGUCUGGUCAGAACGUCAUUUACCGGAUGAACACCGUCGCUACUCCCAAUGUUACUACCACUUCAUCCACUAGCUCAACCAUCUUCCCGGACUUCACAGAUCUGAUUUUCUCAACCACCUCAGAGCCAAGUACCACUAUUGACACCACAACAACUGCCCCAUUUACCACAACAACUUUCCCAUUUACCACAACAACUUUCCCACUUACCACAACAACUUCCCCACUUACCACAACAACUGCCCCACUUACCACAACAACUUCCCCACUUACCACAACCAGCAUCACUUUGCCCACCACCACUACCACCCCAACCAUGUCCCCUUGGAAAGGUGAGGUACCUCGUGUGUACGACAUGACCUGCGAUGAUACUGUGUGCCCCCCCGACAGCUUCUGUCUCAGUGAUUACGACAGCGGAGGCUCACGUUGCCACUGUAACCUCGGACGAAGAGGGGACAUUUGCUCUGAGGUGGUACCGGUGAACUUUCCCAGAUUCUAUGGCCACUCUCACAUGACUUUUGAACCCUUGAAGAACUCUUACCAGACCUUUCAGAUCACUUUGGAGUUCAAGGCAGACUCCGAGGACGGCUUGUUGUUAUACUGUGGAGAGAACGAACAUGGCCGUGGAGACUUUACCUCUUUGGCUCUGGUGCGGAGCAAACUACACUACAGGUUUAAUUGUGGUACAGGAGCAGCUCAGAUAAUCAGUGAGAGUCGUAUUGUUGUUGGUGAGUGGCACACAGUCACCAUCUUCAGAGAUGGCAUGAGUGGCUGGUUGCGUAUGGACAACGACACCCCCAUGUCUGGACGGUCACAGGGUCAGUACACUAAGAUCACUUUCCGCUCCCCGCUCUAUGUGGGUGGAUCCCCGAGUGCUUAUUGGCUGGUAAGAGCAACAGGGACAAAUCGUGGAUUUGUCGGCUGCAUUCAGAGCCUGACCAUCAACAACAAGGCCACAGACAUCAGGCCCUGGCCUCUGGGCAAAGCUCUUAGUGGAGCUGACAUAGGUGAGUGCAGCAGCAGCGUAUGUGACCCGGUCAUCUGUGACAACGGUGGGGUCUGCUUUGCAAACCGUGCUGAUGGCUACAUUUGUUUGUGCCCGCUCGGCUUCAGGGGAGCACUUUGUGAAGAGAGUUUCUCACUGUCCUCACCUCUCUUUAAUGAGACAGUGUUUUCAUAUGCGGUCAUCCCGUGGCCUCAGUCCUCCCAGAGUUAUCUGUCCUUUAUGGAGUUUGAGCUGACGUUUCGGCCGUCAAUGCCUGACGGGACGCUGCUGUACAGUGAUGAUGCAGGCAGCGGAGACUUCCUGGCUAUCAACCUGGUGGACAGAUAUGUGGAGUUCAGAUUUGACUGCGGAUCUGGAGGAGCUACGAUAAGGAGUGAGGAGCAGAUCAGUUUGGACACGUGGCAUGAACUGAGGGUGUCCCGCACAGCAAAGAGUGGUAUCCUUCAAGUGGACAGCCAGAAGCCAACGGAAGGAAUCGCUGAGGGAGCUUUCACUCAGAUCAAAUGCAGUUCGCCUCUUUAUAUUGGUGGAGUACCAGAGUAUGAUCAAACCAAGAGGACAGCAGGAGUAAUAAAGCCCUUCACUGGAAUUAUUCAAAAGCUGAUACUCAAUGACCGCACCAUGCCGAUAACAACUGGCUCCGCAGGUGGAGUUAAUGUGGCAAAUUCAGCCCACCCAUGUGUGGAAAGCCCCUGUGCCAAUGGAGGGACCUGCAGGCCAAAGUGGGAUACUUAUGAGUGUGACUGCCCCCUAGGGUAUGACGGGAGGCACUGUCAGAAAGAGUGUGGGAAUUACUGUUUGAACACUGUGACAGAAGCCAUUGAGAUCCCACAGUUCAUUGGCCGAAGUUACCUGACAUACGACAACAGAGAUAUCCUGAAGAGAGUGUCUGGGUCCAGGACCAGCCUUUUCAUGCGUUUCAAGAGCACAGCCAAGGAUGGCCUGUUGCUAUGGCGAGGAGACACUCCAAUGAGACCAAACAGUGACUUUCUGUCCAUGGGGCUUCAGGAUGGUGCAUUAAUCUUUAGUUAUAACCUGGGCAGUGGUGCAGCUAACAUUGCUGUCAACGGGACCUUUACUGAUGGAAAAUGGCACAGAGUCAAAGCUGUAAGGGACGGUCAGUCAGGGAAGCUUACAGUGGAUGACUAUGGAGCAAAAACAGGCAGGUCAGGUGGAAAGAUGAGACAACUCAAUAUCAACGGACCCUUAUAUGUUGGUGGCAUGAAGGAGAUAGCUCUUCACACCAACAGACAGUACAUCGGAGGCUUGGUGGGCUGCGUGUCCCACUUCACACUUUCAACAGAUUAUCACUUAGCGCUGGUGGAAGAUGCUGCUGACGGCAAGAACAUCAAUACCUGCUCCAACUAGAAAAUGCUUUUAGUGCGUGAAGGUCCACUUCUAGCAACGUUUUCAACUGGAGUGAACACCUUGACUGGCUGAUUUGUCAUCUUGAAAGUGACUAACCAGCACCACAUGAGUAAAAACUGAAAACAAUAAAAAAAUUUGGUCAGGCCUGACCUGGUAACUUAUAGUUCAUCAUAUGGCAACAGCAAAAAAAA